AUGAUACUGUGCAGCAUCAAGGUUCUUUCUCGAGCUGUCGUCUUGGAUCAAGAUCAGGCUUGCUCAGAUUUCGAGUCAGCGCGCCGCCUUCCUCAUUGUACCAUGCGCCGCGAUUUCCGCCCAGCUGCCCUGGACAUGGCGCUGAUCCCCGGGCGGCACUUGUCGACGGCCAAGAGCCCCUGCCACGAGCAGUAUACGCCGGGCAAGUUCGUCAGGCUGGUCAGUGUCUCGGCGACGGCCUCCUGCAGAGACCUCGCGCCCGUGGGCGGGCUGGACGACGGCGCGGCUCCCGAGCUCGAUGCCCGGCUGGACGACGGCGCGGCUCCUGGCGGGCCGUCACCACUGGGCCUUCGCCGCUCGACAGCGCGCUGCUGA
Messenger RNA from Prorocentrum cordatum, 375 nucleotides. NCBI's taxonomy places the organism in Eukaryota, Dinophyceae, Prorocentrales, Prorocentraceae. The record is from the annotation of a GenBank genome assembly.